This is a messenger RNA of Onthophagus taurus, 1424 nucleotides long. It is a transcript of the gene Alg10, whose product is annotated as alpha-1,2-glucosyltransferase Alg10. Gene Ontology annotation, molecular function: dolichyl pyrophosphate Glc2Man9GlcNAc2 alpha-1,2-glucosyltransferase activity. Gene Ontology annotation, biological process: protein N-linked glycosylation; dolichol-linked oligosaccharide biosynthetic process. The record is from RefSeq and is a predicted model, not a curated record. Gene Ontology annotation, cellular component: endoplasmic reticulum. Lineage: Eukaryota; Metazoa; Arthropoda; Insecta; Coleoptera; Scarabaeidae.
UAGACAUACCUUUGCAACACAAUUCUGACAUAACCUUAAAAUUAGAACUGAAUUAAAAUGUACCGGUUAGUAAUAAUUAUUUAUACAGCUACAUCUCAAAUAGUAUUUAACAAAAUUUAUCAAGAAAGUAAAACUAUAAUAGAUGAGGAGUUUCAUAUUUCCCAAGGUCUUCAAUAUUGUAAUUUUAAUUUUACAACGUGGAAUCCGAAGAUCACAACACUUCCUGGGCUAUAUUUAAUAUCAUCGCUAAUUUUAGGACCAUUUAACUUAUGCGGAACUUACGGUUUAAGAUAUAUAAGUUUUAUAUCCGGUUUAGUUAAUUUUAUUAUUUUUUCUAAAACCAUCCAUAAGUUGAAUCCAAAGUUUUCGAGAAAUAAAUCAUGGCUGUCUGCUUUAAAUUUAUCGCUGUUACCCCCUUUGUAUUUUUUUAAUAAUUUGUAUUACACGGAUGUUAUAUCACUGACGUUCGUUUUAAUCAUGAUUUUGGCAUCGUUAGAAAACAAGCAUUUAUUUGCUGCUUUGGCCGGAUUUGUAACUAUAUUAAUAAGACAAACUAACGUGAUUUGGGUUGGUUUCAUUUUUGGAAGAUAUUUUUUGAAUAAUUAUUUUCAUUAUUGUUUAAAAUCGAAAAAGGUUGUUAAAAACGAGUUAAUCACCGAUAGAGAUGUUAAGCACUUUUCGUAUAACGACUUCAAAAAUGUAUUCGCAUUAAAAAAAUUACCCGUUUCUGUGAUGGUAAAUUCAUUUUAUUAUGUGAUGUUAUUUUUAGGGUUCUUAGCUUUUUUGGUUAUUAAUAAAGGGAUUGUCGUGGGAGAUAAAACGGCGCAUGUUGCGGUUAUACACAUUCCACAAUUAUUUUAUUUUGCUACUUUCACUUUGAUUUUUGCGUGGCAUCAUUUUUUAGUUUUAAUACCGUCGUUUUUAAAUUUUGCUUGUAAAAGACCAAUUUGUUUUUUUAUCGCCAUAAUUGCAAUGGGGCUUAUUGUUCGUUACAACACCUUGGUUCAUCCGUAUUUAUUAGCUGAUAAUAGACACUACACGUUUUAUAUUUGGUCUAGAUUUUACGAAAAAAUUUCUUUGUUUCGAUUCGCAAUGAUCGUUCCGUAUUUGUUCGGGAUUUAUUGUAUGUUGUUUGUAAGUACUGCGCAAAAUGAUGUAACAUUAACUAUAUUUUAUGUUUUUUGUACCACGUUCGUGUUGAUAUUGCAAAAAAUGAUUGAAGUUCGAUACUUUUUAAUUCCGUUUGUGCUGUUUCGUUUAAAUAUUCGAAAUGUUACGUAUAAAAUUAUUAUUUUUGAAUUUUUUUAUUAUGUUAUCAUUAAUGUUGUUACGCUUAGAAUAUUUUUUAUGAAAGAUAUUUAUUGGGAUGAUUUUGAUUAUGUUCAAAAAUUAAUAUGGUAGGUAAAUAUAUAGAUUUCAUUUGA